UUUGGAAAUCGAGGCGGUUCUGCACGAGCAGCUCCACCCCCAGGUGUCGCUGGGAAGUUUAAAUAGUGUGCACAGGAGGAAGGACUUCAACCUCAUCAUCCUCCUCAUCCUCAUCACUUCAGGCACCUGACAUGAUAGUCUCACAUCCCUGGAGUUGAGCCUUCAUCCUGCACUGAGGGCUGACGCGCUGCACAGCCAGAGGAAGACCAGAGGUCAGAGGUCAACCCAACUCCCAUCAGUCCCCCAGACGCAGACCCAAUCCCAAUCCCCGCUGACGGCCACAACGACAGCUCCAUCACCCCUGAGGUACCAGAGGUCGACUCAGACGCUGACAGCGCUCCUCAGGUCGAUUCAACCGCCGCUGACGGUGAUACCUCAAACAUGGCUGAGGAAGACAAGUACCUCUUCCUGGAGAAGGAUUUCCGUAACAGCGGGGUGGCGCAGGCAGACUGGUCGGCCAAGAAGAUGGUGUGGAUACCAUCGGAGAAGGAGGGAUUCGAGGCUGCCAGCAUUAAGGAGGAGAAGGGGGAUGAGGUGCUGGUGGAGCUCUCCAACGGUCAAAAGAAGACUGUGAACAAAGACGACAUCCAGAAGAUGAACCCGCCCAAGUUCAGCAAGGUGGAGGACAUGGCUGCCCUCACCUUCCUCAAUGAGGCCUCCGUCCUGCACAACCUGAAAGACAGAUACUUCUCCAGCCUGAUCUAUACGUACUCGGGUCUGUUCUGCGUGGUGGUGAACCCCUACAAGAUGCUGCCCAUCUACUCAGAAAAGAUCAUCGAGAUGUACAAGGGGAAGAAACGUCACGAGGUGCCGCCUCACAUUUACUCCAUCACAGACAACGCCUACAGGAACAUGAUGCAAGAUCGUGAGGAUCAGUCUAUCCUCUGCACAGGUGAGUCUGGAGCAGGGAAGACAGAAAACACCAAGAAGGUGAUUCAGUACCUGGCUGUCGUCGCCUCCUCACACAAGGGCAAGAAGGACGCUAAUGCAGCGCAGCCAACUCCGCAGCAACAACAGCAGCAGCAACUGGCUUAUGGGGAGCUAGAGAAACAGCUGCUGCAGGCUAACCCCAUCCUGGAGGCCUUCGGGAACGCAAAGACCAUCAAGAACGACAACUCCUCUCGAUUUGGAAAGUUCAUCAAGCUCAAUUUUGAUGUGACUGGUUUCAUUGUCGGGGCUAAUAUUGACACCUACCUGCUGGAGAAGUCUCGCUGUAUUCGCCAGGCCUGCACUGAGAGAGCCUUUCACAUCUUUUAUUACAUGGUGGCAGGAGCCCAAGACAAGUUGAGGGAGGAACUCCUGCUGGAGGACUUCAGCGCCUACCGUUUCCUGGUGGCCGGUCACGUGGAGCUCCCCGGUCAGGAGGACGAAGAGCUGUUUGUUGAGACCCUGGAGGCCAUGGCGAUCAUGGGCUUCACCGAGGAGGAGAGAGUUGGGAUGUUAAAGGUGGUGUCCACUGUGCUCCAGCUCGGCAACGUCAAGAUGGAGAAGGAGAGAAACAGCGAGCAGGCGACCAUGCCCGACAACACGGCCGCCCAGAAGGUGUGUCACCUGCAGGGCAUCAACGUCGUGGACUUCACCCGAGCCAUCCUCACUCCUCGCAUCAAAGUGGGCCGGGAGGUGGUGCAGAAGGCGCAGACGAAGCAGCAGGCUGAUUUUGCGAUCGAAGCUCUGGCUAAGGCGAUGUACGAGCGCCUGUUCCGUUGGAUCCUGGCCAGAGUGAACAAGACGCUGGACAAGAGCAAGAGGCAGUCGUCCUCUUUCCUCGGCAUCUUGGACAUCGCCGGCUUUGAGAUUUUCGAGGAUAACUCCUUCGAGCAGCUCUGCAUCAACUACACCAACGAGCGCCUGCAGCAGCUCUUCAACCACACCAUGUUCAUCCUGGAGCAGGAGGAGUACAAGAGGGAGGGCAUCCAGUGGAGCUUCAUCGACUUCGGCCUCGACCUGCAGCCCUGCAUUGAGCUCAUCGAGAGGCCGAACAACCCUCCUGGUAUCCUGGCCCUGCUGGACGAGGAGUGCUGGUUCCCCAAAGCCACUGAUGUUUCCUUCGUGGACAAGCUCCUGAACACGCACACUGGUCACGUCAAAUUCUCCAAACCCAAACAACACAAAGACAAACUCAUGUUCAGCGUUCUGCACUACGCCGGGAAGGUGGACUAUAACGCAGCUAACUGGCUGACUAAAAACAUGGAUCCUCUGAACGACAACGUGACCGCUCUGCUCAACAACUCCUCCAGCAACUUCAUCCAGGACCUGUGGAAGGACGCUGACCGAGUGGUCGGUCUGGAGACGAUGACAAAGAUGUCCGAAAGCUCACCAGCCACCAAAUCAAAGAAGGGCAUGUUCCGCACGGUGGGCCAGCUGUACAAAGAGUCUCUGGGCAAACUGAUGACCACGCUGCACAACACGCAGCCCAACUUCGUCCGCUGCAUCAUCCCCAACCACGAGAAGAGGUCAGGGAAGAUGGACGCCAACCUGGUUCUGGAGCAGCUCCGGUGUAACGGAGUGCUGGAGGGGAUCAGGAUCUGCAGACAGGGAUUCCCCAACCGUAUCGUGUUCCAGGAGUUUAGGCAGAGAUAUGAGAUUCUGGCUGCGAAUGCCAUCCCUAAGGGCUUCAUGGAUGGAAAGCAGGCGUGCUCUCUGAUGGUGAAGCACCUGGAUCUGGACACCAACCUGUAUCGUAUCGGUCAGAGUAAGAUGUUCUUCAGGACCGGAGUCCUGGCUCAGCUGGAGGAGGAACGAGACAUCAAACUCACCGUCGUCAUCAUCGCCUUCCAGGCCCAAGCUCGAGGUUUCCUGGCCCGAAAAGCUUUCAGUAAACGUCAGGCGCAGCUCACCGCCAUGAAGGUCAUCCAGAGGAACGCUGCUUGCUACCUUAAACUCAAGAACUGGCAGUGGUGGAGGCUCUUCACCAAGGUGAAGCCCCUGCUGCAGGUAACAAGACAAGAAGAGGAGAUGGGUCAGAAAGACGAGGAGCUGAAGGCAGCUAAGGACGUGGCGGCCAAGAGCGAAGCGGCGCUGAAAGAAAUCUCCCAGAAACACACCCAGCUGGCAGAGGAGCGUGCCCAGCUGGAGACGAAGCUUCAGGCGGAGACGGAGCUGUACGCGGAGGCCGAGGAGAUGAGGGUGAGACUGGAGGCAAAGAAGCAGGAGCUGGAAGAGGUGCUGCAUGAGAUGGAGAGCCGUCUGGAGGAGGAGGAGGAGCGCGGCACCUUGCUGCAGCAGGAGAGGAAGGACCUGGAGCAGCAGCUGCAGAUGAUGGAGUCUCACAUCGCAGAGGAAGAGGACGCCAAGCAGAAGCUGACGCUGGAGAAGGUGGCCGUGGAGGGGAAAGUCAAGAAACUGGAGGACGACGUUCUGCUGAUGGAGGAUCAGAAUAACAAACUGCUUAAGGAGCGUCAGCUGCUGGAGGAGAGGAUGGCUGAUUUGGGAUCUAACCUGACAGAGGAGGAGGAGAAGUCCAAGAAUCUGACCAAACUUAAAGCAAAACACGAGUCCAUGAUCUCUGAUCUAGAGGUGCGUAUGAAGAAGGAGGAGAAGGGCCGUCAGGAUGUGGAGAAGGCCAAGAGGAAGGUGGAGGCAGAGCUGACCGACCUCCAGGACCAGCACGGGGACCUCCAGGCCCAACUAGCUGAUCUCCAGACCAAGCUGGCCGUCAAGGAGGACGAGCUCCAGUCCACACAGGGCCGUCUGGAUGAGGAGACUAAUCAGCGUGGAGCGGCGGUGAAGAAGGUUCGAGAGAUGGAGGUUGUGAUCUCAGAGCUGCAGGAGGACUUGGAGGCGGAGAGAGGAGCCAGAGCGAAGGUGGAGGCAGCUCGUCGGGACCUCGGAGAGGAGCUGAACGCUUUGCGCACUGAGCUGGAGGACAGCCUGGACACCACGGCCGCCCAGCAGGAGCUACGGGCAAAGCGUGAGCAGGAGGUGGCCAUGCUAAAGAAAGCCAUGGAAGAUGAGGGGCGGGGCCACGAGGCCCAGGUCCAGGACCUGAGACAGAAACACAGCCAGGCCGUGGAGGAGCUGAAUGAGCAGCUGGAGCAGGGCAAGAGGGUGAGAGCUGGUCUAGAGAAGGCCAAGCAGGCUCUGGAGAAGGAGAAUUCAGACCUGAGCGGCGACCUGAGAUCUAUGGCCAGCGCCAAACAGGACGUGGAGCACAAGAAGAAGAAGGUGGAGGGUCAGCUGAACGAGCUGCACACUCGCUUCCAAGAGAGCGAGAGGCAGAAGACCGAGCUGGGGGAGAAAGUCUCCAAGAUGACGAUGGAGCUGGACAGCAUGUCGAGCGUGUUGAACGAGGCCGAGGGAAAGAACAUCAAGCUGAGUAAAGACGUCUCCACUCUGUCCUCACAGCUCCAAGAUUCACAGGAGCUGCUGGCAGAAGAGACCCGGCAGAAGUUGAAUCUGUCCGGACGUCUGCGUCAGAUGGAGGAGGACAGGAACGGCCUGAUGGAGCAGCUCGAGGAGGAGACAGAGUCCAAGCGGGGGGUGGAGAGGCAGGUCUCCACCCUCAACAUGCAGGUGUCCGACUACAAGAAGAAGCUGGAUGAGAUGUCGGGCUCAGUGGAGAUGUUGGAGGAGGGGAAGAAGCGUCUGCAGAGGGAUCUGGAGGCAGCAAACAACGACUACGAGGAGAAGGCGUCGGCCUACGACAAGCUGGAUAAGAGCCGGAGUCGGAUGCAGCAGGAGCUGGAGGACGUCCUCAUGGACCUGGACGGACAGAGACAGCUUGUGUCCAACCUGGAGAAGAAGCAGAAGAAGUUUGACCAGAUGUUGGCAGAGGAGCGUGCAGUGUCCAGCAAAUUUGCAGAGGAGCGAGAUCGAGCGGAGGCAGACGCCAGGGAGAAGGAGACCCGGGUGUUAGCUUUGGCCAGAGCUCUAGAGGAGCACCAGGAUGCUCUGGAGGAGUCUGAGAAGAUGAUGAAGAGCCUCAAAGCUGAGAUGGAGGACCUCGUCAGCUCCAAGGACGACGUGGGAAAGAGUGUUCACGAUCUGGAGAAGGCCAAGAGGGGCCUGGAGGCCAUGGUGGAGGAGAUGAGGACACAGAUGGAGGAGCUGGAGGACGAGCUGCAGGUGGCUGAGGACGCCAAGCUGCGUCUGGAGGUGAACACUCAGGCGCUGAGAGCUCAGCACGAGAGGGAGCUGCACGCUCGGGACGAGAUGGGCGAGGAGAAGAGGAAGCAGCUGCUGAAACAGGUGCGUGAGCUGGAGUCUGAGCUGGAGGAGGAGAAGAAGCAGCGAGGUCAGGCCUCAGGCAGCAAGAAGAAGCUGGAGGGGGAGCUGACGGACAUGGAGGACCAGCUGGAGGCCACCAACAGGGGGCGUGAGGAGGCCAUCAAGCAGCUGCGCAAGAUCCAGGGCCAAGUGAAGGAUCUGCAGAGGGACCUGGAGGACUCACGUGCAGCUCAUAAGGAGGUCCAGACCUCAGCCAGGGAGGCUGAGCGCAGAUCCAAAGCAAUGGAGGCGGAUAUCGUCCAGCUGCACGAGAUGUUGGCAGCAGCUGAGAGAGCUCGUAAGCAGGCAGAGACUGAGAGAGACGAGAUGUCUGAAGAGCUGGCCAACAACGCCUCCGGAAAAUCUAUAUCCUCUGAUGAAAAGCGCCGUCUUGAUGCAAAGAUCAGCCAGCUGGAGGAGGAGCUGGAGGAGGAGCAGACCAACGUGGAGAGCCUGAAUGACCGACUGAGGAAGAGUCAGCAGCUGGUGGAGCAGAUGGGCGCAGAGCUCACAGCGGAGAGAUCGGCCUCCCAGACUAAGGAGGGAUCCCGGCAGCAGCUGGAGAGACAGAACCGAGACCUGAAGGCCAAACUGCAGGAGAUCGAGGGUCAGGGCCGCUCCAAACUCAAAUCCUCCAUCGCCGCCCUCGAGGCCAAGCUGAGAGAGGUGGAGGAGCAGCUGGAGAUCGAGAGCAGAGAGCGCCAGGUCACCGGGAAGAACCUGCGUCAGAAGGAGAAGAAGCUGAAGGAUAUCAGCAUCCAGGUGGAGGAUGAGAGGAAACAGGCUCAGCAGUACAAAGACCAGGCGGAGAAAGGAAACAUCAGGGUGAAGCAGCUGAAGCAUCAGCUGGAGGAGGCGGAGGAGGAGGCUCAGCGCAUGGCGGCCGCUCGGAGGAAACUGCAGAGGGAGCUGGAGGAGGCGAGCGAGGCCAAUGAUGGGAUGAGCAGAGAGAUAACUUCACUCAGGAGCAAACUGAGGCGUGGCAGCAGCGGUGGGGAGGCGUCGUUCAGCAGCCCCAGCCCUCGGAGCAGCGGCGGCGGCGGGAUGAGGAGCCUGGGGCUGGGAGGGAGCAUCAGCAGGAGGAGCACCAUCAAGGAGAACUCAGUGGAGCUGCAGGAGGAGGAGCCACCAAGGAGCCCGUCUCCUCGCGCCUGCAGCCCCCCACUGGAGAACCGCAUGGAGGAGUACCCCCCAGACGAGUAGAGAGAUUACAGAUCAGGUUUCAGCUGCAAAAAAUGGGGGCGGAGUCUUUUUAUAGAAAUACUUUAACACCAUUAAUUUAAAUUUUAAGAUUAUGAUGAACUAAAAGACUAAUACUGAGUGAAUAUAUGAAGAAAUCAAGGCUAAAAAGAGAGAAAAAUACAAAAUAAAAUGAAAAGAUGCCUAAACUUUUAUUCUUUUAUAGUUACAAAAUUCUACUUUAUCCC
Molecule: messenger RNA, 6632 nt
Organism: Notolabrus celidotus (New Zealand spotty)
Lineage: Eukaryota; Metazoa; Chordata; Actinopteri; Labriformes; Labridae
Product: myosin-11-like
Exons: 43
Coding region: 382-6408 (2008 amino acids)
Cellular component (GO): myosin complex
Molecular function (GO): actin filament binding; cytoskeletal motor activity; ATP binding
Source: RefSeq, a predicted model, not a curated record